Molecule: messenger RNA, 454 nt
Organism: Penaeus monodon (black tiger shrimp)
Lineage: Eukaryota; Metazoa; Arthropoda; Malacostraca; Decapoda; Penaeidae
Exons: 3
Coding region: 126-446 (106 amino acids)
Source: RefSeq, a predicted model, not a curated record
UGAAAUAUAACGUUUACGCUUCCUACGGCGGAUGCUAGGCCCAUUGGCCUGUGUUUUGGGAUGCGAUAGCACGCUGGCACUGGUGGCACUCUGCCUCUCCGUUGGCUUCGGAGGGAGCAUCUACUAUGGCUACAUGUGCUCGCACCAAGACCUGGCACCCAACUUUGCCGGUUUCCUCAUGGGUAUGUCCACCACCAUGGGCAACAUACCCGGUCUCGUGGCGCCCCAACUCUCGGGUCUCAUCAUCAGCGGAACCGGCCUGGAGAGUCGUCUUCAUCAUUUCCUCCGCCAUGUUCCUGGUCAGCGGCACCUUCUUCCUCGUCUUCAUUACCGCCGAGAAGCAGCCGUGGAAUGACGUCACGGAAGCAGAGGGAGAGCAAGCGAACGCACAGCCGGACAGCGUAGAGAAGAAGAAAGGUAGAAAAGGAGAUGAAACUGGAGUCUGAUUCUCAAA